This is a messenger RNA of Pelobates cultripes (western spadefoot toad), 386 nucleotides long. Lineage: Eukaryota; Metazoa; Chordata; Amphibia; Anura; Pelobatidae. The record is from the annotation of a GenBank genome assembly.
GAAAAAGAAGGAUAAGACUCCCUUGUGUGAAACUUGUGAUGACAAGGUGCUGCCUGGGAAAAGACUUUGUUUAGCUUGUCUUAAAGCAGCAGCAGGUCCUGCAGAGCCGGAUCCAGUUGUGCUCCCUUACAUCCGUCAAGCAGUUUCGGUGGGUCUUCGGCAGUCCGAGAAGGCGAAAAAAAAAAGUAGAUCUUUUAGCCCUCAUGGAGAUCCUGAUUUCAAUUCAGAUGAUUAUAUGCCCCCAGUAUUUGAAGAAGACGAAUUUUCAUCUCAAGAUGAAGAGUCUGCUGCCUCUCCUGUCUUCAUAGACAAUCAAAAGAUUAGCACUCUAAUACCUUGUGAUACCUUGGACCUUAGUGAUAAGAGAAAAGUAGAACCGGCUUCCA